Molecule: messenger RNA, 1233 nt
Organism: Siniperca chuatsi (mandarin fish)
Lineage: Eukaryota; Metazoa; Chordata; Actinopteri; Centrarchiformes; Sinipercidae
Exons: 5
Coding region: 102-1025 (307 amino acids)
Molecular function (GO): protein binding
Source: RefSeq, a predicted model, not a curated record
CAACACCUGUGGUCACUGGGAGAUGUAGAGUAUAUGUACACUAAAAAAAUCUGAUUCCAUUUCAUUUCCUAGAUGUAUUUUCGGAGGGGUGAGCUUUUACAAUGAGGGCUACUCUGCUGCUGGUUUUGCUAUUCGGUCUGUCUGGGAAAUGGGCUCAAGGAGAGAGUGGAGGAGCUGACCAAGGUUUACAGACGAGGGAUAUCUGGGAUGAGCUGAGAGCUCUGAGAGACAUGAUGGUGGAGCAGAGGGUGGAACUGAGGAAUACCAAGGCUGAACUGCAAACCCAGAAGGACAAAGUGGUUCGUCUAGAGAAAGAGAACACAGAGAUGAGCUCCAGACUGACAGCCACUGAAAACAAGGUGACAGCAAUUACAGCUGAGCUGGAAGUGAAUAAGAUUGAACAGCAACUGCAGAAAAAAAAAGUGGAGGAGGCUGAGAGACUGAUUUCAGUGCAAGCAGCAGAACUGGCAGCCCUGGUUUCCAGAGUGACAACCAGUGAGAAGGAAGUGCAGGAGCAGAAGAAGGAGGUGACAGCUCUCAGGGAAGAGCUGGAUAUUUCUAAGACUGAACUACAGCUCACCAAGAACAAAUUGGUUGAGAUGGAAAGUACAAUUGCAGACACUCCGAAGCUGGCUUUCUCUGCUGGUUUGACCACUUCAGGAAAGAUUGGACCAUUCAAUACUGAAACUCCACUAAUCUACAGUAGAGUCUUCACAAAUAUUGGUGGGGCUUACAACCCAACUACAGGUAUCUUCACAGCACCUGUCAAAGGAGUCUACUAUUUAAGAUUCACUGCCUUCAACAACAAGAAUGGAGAAUGGAUGGCAGUAAAUUUAUACCAUAAUAGUCAAAGAAUUUUGCAUAAUUCGGAGGUAUCUAAUGGUCAUGCUUUCAUUGCAAAUGCAUUAAUUCUACAGCUGGAACAGGGAAGUGUGGUCUAUAUGCGUCUCCACCAAAACUGUGGGCUUUAUGAUGAUACUAGCUCAUUGAACACCUUCAGUGGUUUCCUGCUGUUCCCUCUGUAACUUUCAGAUAUAGUUUGAUAUCUUCACCAAGGCCUUGACGAUUUUUGCACUUUCCAGUGAUCUAUUACACUACAUUUAAUUAAUACUUUAUAAAUAUUGUCCUUGGUUACCUCAAUUUGAUCAAGUCAUUUAUAUCCACAGAAUAAAGAAGUUGACUCUUGUAUGCUACAAUCACUGAUAAAAUAAAAUGCAUGUGCAUGACCACCAA